AUGUAUUACCAUGUAUUAAGUGUUCUAUCUCAGAUCCAGCGUUAUGAUAAUUUCAUUAUUCCAGUCGUUGAUUCUUUGAAGUACUUGACGCCAAUAGCUUACGAUGUACUGGCAUAUUGUAUCAUAGAGGCACUGGGUAACCCACAGAAAGAGCGGUUGAAGCUAGAGGAUACAAACCUCUCCAUCUGGUUACAAAUACUGGCCUCUUUCUCUGCUAAUAUAUUUAAGAAAUACCCAGUGGAUCUCACCGGAUUAUUGCAAUACGUAACCAAUCAGCUUAAAGCAGGGAAGAGUUUUGAUCUAUUGGUGCUAAAGGAGGUGAUACAGAAGAUGGCAGGUAUAGAGAUUAGUGAUGAGAUUACAGCUGCUCAGUUGGAGGCAAUGGCUGGAGGAGAGCUACUGAAAGUUGAGGGUGGUUAUUUUUCUCAAGUUCGUAACACUAAGAAAUCAUCUCAGCGUUUACGUGAAGCACUAGUUGAUUCUAACCUUUGUCUCCCCUUGUGUCUACUAACAGCCCAGCAAAGAGACUGUAUAGUCUAUAGAGAUGGGAGCCAUCUUCACUUGAAGCUAGUCUGCUCCAUGUAUGAUAAUUGUAUGGAUACUCUGGUUCAGUUUGGUGGUUUCCUCUCAUCUCAUUUAAGUCCUGAUGAGUACUCAAAGAGAGUCCCUUCACUAGAUACCCUGAUACAGGAGUACAGGAUGACAGGGGACGUAGCGUUCUUCCUUUAUAGACCAAAGAUAUUCUCAAGCAUUGGAGUCAAGUUUGCCGAGUUAGAGAAAUCCUUUAAACACUUCAUUACAUCAUGCGAGGAAGUCUUUGGUCCAAUUAUAGAAUCAGUCAGACCACUCCAACCGAGCAAAGUCUGGGAAGACAUUAAUUGUUCGUUCUAUGUUGCUUUCUGGUCUCUAUCCUUAUAUGAUCUUCAUGUUCCCAAGGAGCGGUACAAUGAUGAGAUCAAUAAAGCUAAAGAUGCUAUACAGGCACUGGAGAACAAUCAAGAAAUGCCGGCCAGUAAGAAGAAGAAAGAGCAGGAGCGGUCCCAGGCUCUCAUUGAUAAACUGAUGGAAGAGAAGAAGAGACAGGAGGACAACCAUCAGCUGAUCAUCAGCUACUUGAGGAACCAGAAGGACUCUUUUAUCAAUCCACGUGUCCUUAAAAGUCGUACAUUGAAUCGUCUGUUGCAGCUGUGUAUAUUCCCGAGGUGUCGGUUCACUACUCUUGAUGCAAUAUAUUGCGCCAAAUUCAUACAAACACUUCACAUUCUGGAGACACCUAACUUCUCUACAAUACUGCUACUGGAUAAAUUGUUUUCUGAUGUUUCAUGCACUGUAUCUGCCUGUACUGAGAAUGAAGUCAGAAGAUAUGGUCAUUUCUUGUACUAUUUGCUUGAGAUGAUCGGCCGCUGGCAUAACAGUGAAUCAAUUUAUAUGGCUGAAUGUGCUAAUACUCAAGGUUUUGUCUCUACGAUGAAGUCCUCAGCCUCCGGCAACGAGAAACUCAAUUUAGACUAUGAGAACUAUCGUCACGUGACCCACAAAUGGCACUACAAGAUAACCAAAUCCUUAGUGAUGUGUCUGGAGUCCAAAGACUACAUUCAAAUCAGGAAUGGACUGUUGCUAUUAACAAAGAUCUUGCCACAUUAUCCUAAAGUGGAGCAUCUCUCUUUGGUCCUGGAGAGAAGGGUUGGUAAGAUCAUCGAAGAAGAGAAGGACAAAAGACAGGAUCUUUAUGUACUAGCAAUUGGUUAUGCUGGUAUGCUGAAAACACAAGCCCCUAAUCUUAUUCCUGAGACAGAAUUCCAUGAGAAGGUCAUUAAGAAGGAGGAACCCGAUACCUUGUCAAACGGUAAAGAUGAGAAACCCAAGCCUAAACCAGCUCCAUCAUCAUCUCAAACGAGUGAUAAACCCAAACCUCCUGAAAAACCCAAAGUAUCAACUAAAGCUCCCAAAGUACCAGAAAAAGUGAAAUCCUCCGAAAAUAAAGUACCAACUCUGCCCGCUACUGAGAAACCCUCUAGUACUGAACGGACUGAGAAACCAAAGAGUGUUCCAAAACCAAGCGAACCAAAGACAGACAAGAUUAGUACCCCAAAAACUGGAGGAGGAGGAGGUUCUGAAUCUAAAAGAACCCCCAGUGCUGAGAGAGUGUCAUCUACCACUACCCCUACUGCUACUGCUAAUAAUAAUAAUAAUGCUACUGCAAAGACAGGAGCAGCUGCUGAUAAAGUAGAACCCAAAUCAUCGUCUAAAGUUGAUCACAAAUCAACUGAUUCAAAAACCAAACAAUCGGAGGAAGUCAAGACAAGUAAACCUGUUAAAACUGAGCCUGUUUCGUCACAAACCACACCUACUUCUGACGCUAAAAAUAUCAAGAAAGAUGAAGUGAUUCAAGCCACAGCCACUAGUACCACCGAACCAAAGAAAGGUGUGGUCACCACACCCACUCUUGAAUCUAAAAAAGUGCCUAUGUUAUCUUUAGAGAAGUUACCAAGUGGGCGUGUCACUCGUCCAACUGAUUCCGACUCACCUCGAGGUCAGAGGAGACCACACCCAACAACUACAGGCGGCCAAUCAAAUUCAUCUGAAACUCAUGAUAAAGAUCCAAAGAAAAGAAAGGUUGAGGAAACAUCCACACCCGCUAAAGCGGGACAUGCCUCCUCCUCCCCAUCAACUGAUAAGAAGGUUACUACAACCACAACAGUAGCAGCUGCUACUCCUACUGGAGGAGAAGGAGGAGAUAAAACUAGUGGAAAGACUUCAAAUAAUGUAUCUACACCAAAACCAGAGAGGAAAAGGGAGAGGUUACCUGAUAAGGAUCCUCCCAGUAAUAGU
Messenger RNA from Amphimedon queenslandica, 2832 nucleotides. Its product is annotated as THO complex subunit 2-like. The record is from RefSeq and is a predicted model, not a curated record. Gene Ontology annotation, cellular component: THO complex part of transcription export complex. Gene Ontology annotation, molecular function: mRNA binding. The transcript is spliced from 21 exons. NCBI's taxonomy places the organism in Eukaryota, Metazoa, Porifera, Demospongiae, Haplosclerida, Niphatidae. The annotation marks the transcript as partial. Gene Ontology annotation, biological process: mRNA export from nucleus; mRNA processing.